This is a messenger RNA of Fusarium redolens, 1574 nucleotides long. RefSeq names its product major facilitator superfamily domain-containing protein. Bases 168 to 1574 code for a protein of 468 amino acids. Lineage: Eukaryota; Fungi; Ascomycota; Sordariomycetes; Hypocreales; Nectriaceae. The transcript has 3 exons. The record is from RefSeq and is a predicted model, not a curated record. Gene Ontology annotation, biological process: transmembrane transport. Gene Ontology annotation, molecular function: transmembrane transporter activity.
AUGGCUUCGCAUUUUUGUUUUCUUCAGAUCCCCCAUUUCGCUUAACACAUUAGCCUCUGCGGGUUGUUUAAGAGCCGAAUUGACAUCAAUAGGCGAUUAUAUAUGACUCUUGUCCAUCGACCGAUGUUAUCUAUGCCCUGACCAUUGACAUCACGGUCAAUGUAGACAUGACCAACAACAUGGAAUCAACCUCGCAGAAUACUGUCCCGCCAGUCCCAGCCGUGGCAGAAAAGGACAAACACUCGGGCUCGCAUCAGCCCCUCAACAAUGAUCUGGAUUGGGAUGGUCCAGAUGACCCAGAUAUGCCGUUGAAUUGGCCAAAGUCGAAAAGAUGGAUUAACAUCAUGAUAGUAUCUAUUCUGACACUAUUGACCCCCUUUGCAUCGUCCAUGAUUGCACCAGCAAUUCAGCCCAUCAUGGACGACAUGAAUGAAACGAAUCCCAACAUAGGUUCAUUCAUGGUAUCAAUCUAUCUUCUCGGCUAUGCCUUCGGUCCUCUCUUCCUCGCCCCGCUCAGCGAGAUCUACGGCCGGCUCCCGAUAUACCGCAUCUGCAUGUUCAUUUUCCUCCUUACAAACGUCGCAUGCGCUUUAUCCGUCAACAUGCCUAUGCUUAUAAUCUUCCGUCUUCUGACAGGAUUGGCGGGCGCAUGUCCAUUGACUAUUGGACCCGCUAGCGUCGCCGAUUGUUUCGCUCAGGAGGAGCGAGGUCGGGCCAUGGCCAUCUGGAAUAUGCCUGUCUUGCUGGGUCCAAGUCUUGGGCCUGCUACCGGAGCUGUGCUUGUUGUCUGUGCCUUCGUCCAAAAGGAGACUCAUCCUCCAACCCUUCAGAGAAAGAAACUCAAGAAAUUGCAAAAGGAGCGCGACACAGGAGACUUAUCACCCGCCACGCCGCACAGUCAGCUCAUCAAGAGAAGCCUGGCCCGCCCACUGAAGAUGCUUUUCUUCUCACCGAUUGUCUUCGGUCUCUCAUUCCUGACCGCGAUCGCGUACGGAACUUUGUACCUUCUAUUCACGACGGUCUCAGAAACCUUUCAAACAAAAUAUGGCAUAGUCACCAACGUCGGCCUUAUCUAUCUCGGCUUCGGAUGCGGUCAAAUCGUCGGACUUGUUCUCUUUGGCAUGGUGUCAGAUCCAAUCCUGAGAAGAAUGGCCAGAGGGGGCGAGCUCAAACCCGAGUAUCGUCUACCCCUCAUGAUCCCGUGCAGUGCGAUAAUUCCAAUCGGACUAUUGGUAUAUGGAUGGACAUCAGAGUAUCGAGUCUUCUGGUUUGUGCCUGUCAUUGGCACAUUCAUGAUUGGCUUUGGAAUGAUCACUGUGUUUACUUCUGUGAGCACUUAUUUGGUAGACGCUUUCCCUACUUAUGCUGCUAGUGCUACUGCGGCAAAUACUGUGCUUAGAAGUAUUGGAGGUGCGCUUUUACCUCUUGCUGGUCCAAAGAUGUUUGAUGCAAUCGGCCAGGGAUGGGGCAAUACAUUGCUUGCAGGUGUAUCGUUGGCUAUGAUCAGCAUGAUCAUUGUAUCUUACAAAUAUGGGGAACGCCUAAGAACAAGCGCAAAGUAUCAGCUAGAUUAG